Molecule: messenger RNA, 1189 nt
Organism: Mya arenaria
Lineage: Eukaryota; Metazoa; Mollusca; Bivalvia; Myida; Myidae
Product: procathepsin L-like
Exons: 9
Coding region: 52-1050 (332 amino acids)
Cellular component (GO): lysosome
Molecular function (GO): cysteine-type endopeptidase activity
Source: RefSeq, a predicted model, not a curated record
UCGUCACCACAAUAUACUACAGUUGGAUUGGGAUAUAUUGAACUGAAGAUAAUGCGAGCGUUUAUUGUUGCCUGUCUGGUUGUCGCCGCGGUGGCUGCACCCUUCGACUCUGCCCUUAACGGGGAAUGGGAAGCAUUCAAGGGGGUAUACAACAAGAAGUUUAUCUCCGCUGAGGAGGAGGGACUAAGACGCAUGGUCUGGGAGGACAACCUUGACUACGUCCAGUCCCACAACUUGGAAGCUGACCGUGGUAUGCACACAUUCUGGCUCGGUAUGAACGAGUACGCUGAUAUGGGUAUUGAAGAGUUCAAAGCCCUUAUGAAUGGAUUCAACACCUCCUCUAGCGUCUCAAAGUGCGGUAAAUAUAUGGCACCCAACAAUAUUGAAAUAUCUGAUCUCCCGGAUAUGGUUGAUUGGAGGAAGGACGGCUAUGUCACACCUAUCAAGAACCAGGGACAGUGCGGCUCUUGCUGGUCUUUCUCAGCAACAGGAAGUCUGGAGGGUCAGCAUUUCCGGAAGACACAAAACCUUGUCUCCCUUUCAGAAAAGAACCUCAUGGACUGCUCUGCGGCUUACGGUAACCACGGCUGCCAAGGAGGUUUGAUGGACCAGGCUUUCGCGUACGUCAUCAGUAACAAAGGAAUCGACACAGAGAUGUCCUACCCGUAUGAACCAAAGAAUGGUCCAUGCAAAUUCGAGCAGUCAAACGUUGGAGCCACUGAGGUUAGCUGCAUGGAUAUUGAACAUGAGAGUGAGUCGAACCUUCAGAAAGCCGUUGCUAUGGAGGGACCAAUCUCUGUUGCUAUUGAUGCCGGACAUAGGUCAUUCCAGCUGUACAAGCGUGGAGUUUACAAGGAACCAGAAUGCAGCUCCGUCCGUCUUGAUCAUGGCGUGCUGGCUGUAGGAUAUGGCACUGAUGGUAGUUCCGACUAUUGGCUUGUUAAGAACAGCUGGGGAGAAUCUUGGGGAAACAUGGGCUAUGUCGAAAUGGCAAGAAACAACAAGAACAUGUGCGGAAUCGCAACACAAGCCUCGUUCCCGACGGUGUAGAUAUGAUGUUAUUUUGUCUCAUCAUAUUUAUGACAUCAUAUGCAAUGGGAGUGUUAUAUAUAAUUUGGUUUACAAAAGAAUUUGAAUUUAUGCUUGAUCCAAAUAUCUGUGAUAAAAUGUAAAUAAAUUGUAAAGUAUG